AGUCCGAAUUAAAGUUCCUUAGCACCAAUUGUACCGAUGCGGGGCUUUAAUCAUCCACCGAAGUUGCCGCGACUAAUCGCAUUGAAAUUUAGAAAUCAUAGAUGAUAGAAAGAUUUGCCCGAUCCAUCGGCCAUGCUUGAACUUUAGACCAAAAUCGCCUUUAGAGACCUCAUGGAUCGUACGCGAUCAAAAUAGACUUAAGGACAUGAUGGUAUGAUCUAGGUACCAUGCCUAUUUUCCCCUCAUUUGCUCCGCCGUCAAGUUUUCGCCUCGGCUUGCGGGCCAUUACUGGCAAAUCUGGAAAAUCGGGCAUUUCUUUUGCGACUCGCUCAAUCUCGACGCCACAUAAUCCUUUAGCACCAUGUUUCCGAUAUAGCAGCAAUGGGGCCCAUAGUCCUUUACGAAUCCUUAUUAAUCGCCCUUCGUAUAACCUUUCACCUCGGAGGUUUGCUGGAACAUUGUUUAGGUUUCGCGCGAUCACGGAGUACGUAAACAUACCCGACUCAUACGAAGAUGCCGAAGGGCUCCCCUUCCGGAAAGAAGACCUCAACCAAAGGGAGGUCAAUCAGAUAUUCGGACACCCUUUGCCUUCUCGAGAAGCCAACAAGCUUCUAAGAAUAUUGCAUGGCCGUAGGGUAGCGGGGACUCUCGAAGACCCGAACCUGCAAGUCAAUACGGCUCAUUUCAGCGAAUCGGAUAAAGCGAAGGCAUUGAAAUACCUGCGUGCCAAUAUUCCAGUAGAAGAGGUUAUCAAUGCUGGUCUACGAGCCGAAGACGAACUCAAGUAUCUAGAGGAACAGCAAGGCAAAGACGAUGCUGAGCAACAAUUCGAGGAAACCAGUCCGCAGAACCCGCCUUCUAAGAACGAAGUGCAAAACGUGAAUGUCCUAGCUGGGAAGCUCCCCAAACCACGUAAAAGCGACUCCCCAUACGGAGAAGGCGCAUUCGACCGAAUCCGCGCCGCAAAUAUAGCGAGGCGUGAAGCAGAGGAGAAGCGGCUAGCAGAGGAACAGAAGAAGCGCGAGGAAGAGGAGGCUCUGAAGAAUGUCGGAACGCUCCAAACUCAGCAGGAGAAGCCGAGGAGGGAAUUAAGCCCGCGCAUGAAAAAAUGGACCGAGCGCGCAACGAGCGAUUUAGAAGAACCCCCGGAAAUGAAGGCCUGGGAACGCUUGCUCCCUUCCCUUGCGAUGACUCUCUUGGUAUUGGCGGCAUGUGCUACGUACGCUACCUUGUACACACCUCCUAAACGUUCGAAGAGGCUAUGGCCGGAUAUUCCUCCAGCUGCGGCAACCUGCCUCGCUCUCAUCGGGAUCAACUUGGCAUGUUGGAUUUGUUGGAAGCUCCCGCCGUUGUGGUAUAUUCUCAACCGAUACAUGAUCGUAGUCGCUGCGACGCCGCGACCUAUGCAGUUAGUCGGAGCUAUAUUUUCCCAUCACAAGUUCAGUCAUCUUGCCAUGAAUAUGGUGGUGUUUUGGUUCUUUGGCACCCGGCUCCAUGACGAGGUCGGACGAGGCAAUUUUCUUGCUAUAUACCUCGCUUCCGGAACCCUGGGCUUCAUGGGUAGUCUGGCAAAUCUAGUACUGAUGAGAGGACUAAACUAUACGACGUUGGGAGCGUCUGGGGCGGUCUACGGGAUUGCGACCGCAUACUUCUGGCUGUUCAGAAACGACGAGUUCAAACUGUUCGGGUACCCGCCUGAUCCAAUAUCCGGUCCCCAGGGGCUUGGUUUUAUCGGUCUGAUGUUAGGCUUGCACGUCUUGCCGCUGCUUUCGAAGAAGGCGCACGGUAUGGACGUGGUGUCGCACUUAGCAGGCAUGCUGGGCGGCGUGGUUAGCGCCGAUCUCGUGAAGAAGCACAUGGAUGAGAAGGAGAGAAUAAGGGCUGAGAGGUUGAAGACUAUGGGUGCGCUGGAGAAAGUUGUACAAGUAAAAGCUCCGAAGACGCCACCGACGAGUGGCCGGCCUUAAAUUUUGUAUACUCCUUGUAUAUACAUUCGUAUGGCACAUUGAAAGCCGAGAACAUAUUUAACACAUGCAACCUUGUGUAUCUUCAAUUGGAGGCCUGGCACUUACAAACGUCUAUUUAGUUUCACGUGUUUAAGAGGCUGAUAAAGUUUACGGACAUGGUAUUCGUUCCCAAGCAAUCGGGAACUACGUCAUCCCCUAGACCUUAAAAUAUAGUGCAAACUGUAGUUAGUUAGUUGUAGGGGAAUAAUUUAUGUGCCUAAUGCAAGUGCUACCAAGGAAAUCUUGGAAAGCUUAGCUGGGAAUUAUUAAUAUGUCCAUGCCUAAAUAAGUAUGAUACGGCUUAUAGGCAAAUGAUAUUUACGCCUUGCCGCGUACCCGUGUGUGAUGCUAUAUGUGCGAUACAAAUG
This is a messenger RNA of Annulohypoxylon truncatum, 2374 nucleotides long. RefSeq names its product rhomboid-domain-containing protein. The transcript has a single exon. Bases 228 to 1967 code for a protein of 579 amino acids. Lineage: Eukaryota; Fungi; Ascomycota; Sordariomycetes; Xylariales; Hypoxylaceae. The record is from RefSeq and is a predicted model, not a curated record. Gene Ontology annotation, molecular function: serine-type endopeptidase activity. Gene Ontology annotation, cellular component: membrane.